UCCAUAUAAAUGCGUCGAUGAAAUAUUGCGCGAAGACACUCUUUAAGCGUGUCCAACAAGGAGAAACCACUUUUUUUUCCCGCCGUGCGCGCUGCAUCAUCGAGAACUUUUAAGCAUUUCUUCCCGAGAUCCACCUGUCCGAUGUCUCCCGCUGCCGUGGGGGCAAACACAGGUGGGUGCCAGGUAAAUGUCGCGGUAUUGACAGAGCGGCAUUGAUUUACGCGCUGUUCAAUUCACCGAACAACCCCACACGCUGCAGAAUAUCCUGGAAACUAAAGGGCUACAGGUCUGCAAACAGUGAAACCAAUGGCUUUGGUGCUGCACAGUCACAUGGUGCCAAAGUGACACACCUGUGUAGGAGCCGCAAGGGCCCCGCAGUUGCGCCAGAGACAGGUAGAGCAGUACAGGUCCACGCCGAGGAAAGGCGCAUGCACGGUAUACGGUACCUGUGCGUGUCCUCGGAAGCCAUGAAUCGGGAAGAUCACUAUUACCCUUCUCGGGUUUUCAAGGACUCCUGUGCCUACCAGAGAUCUCAGGUGGAGGACUACAGCCACAGCCCUCCGCCCUGCCUCUACAUGAGCAGGCAGGUCCACUCGGUCUACGCAACGCCGCCCGUGGGAGCCUUGGAACAGGCCAGCCUUCCCGACAUUGCGCCCGCGUACGGUCUACCCAUGCGGGAGGAUCCGGGUGUGCCUCAGCUCUACCACCCGCACGGGCUCCAGCAGGAGCCCCUCCCGCCAGCUGCGGGCUACGGAGACACGGGGGAGCAGGGCAGAUAUCACCUUCCUUUCCCCUGGAUGAAAACCACCAAGUCUCACUCGCACACCUGGAAGGGGCAGUGGUCAGGACCGUACGUGAUGGCGGAGUCCGAGGAAAACAAACGCACGAGGACGGCCUACACGCGCGCCCAGCUGCUGGAGCUGGAGAAGGAGUUCCUGUUCAACCGAUACAUCUCCAGGCCGCGGCGCGUGGAGCUGGCGCUCACCCUGAGCCUCACCGAGCGUCACAUCAAGAUCUGGUUCCAGAACCGGCGCAUGAAGUGGAAGAAGGAGGAAGACCGGAGGAAGGUGAGGGGGUCGGAACCCGACCAGGACUCCUCCAUCACCUCCGGAGACCAGGGGGAGGCCGCGGGAGGGGUGACCUCCACGAACGGACCUCACACCACCUCGCCUCCCGUUUCCCCGCUCCACGGACACCCCCUGUCCGCCCCCGGGUCCAGGGAGCCCGCAUAGUCCCGCAACGGGUUCAGACUUUAAUGCAGGGAUCUUUUUUUUCGUUUUUUGGCAAUUCAAAGAGAAAGAGACUGACCUCCAUAUUGAGAUGAAUCCGAUCCUCCAUUAGGGCGAGAAGGGAGAGCCUAUAUAGUUAUUUAAAUAAAGUGCUCAUUCUCAUGGACCCUCGAACUUUCUCAAGGACCACCGUGGUCCUCUCGUUGGAUACCACUGUCGGUCGACUUAAGGGACAUAUGCUCAUGCCUCGGCUGUGAGGUGUUUUGGGCACGAUGGCAUUCUGAGACAACCUUAAUUAUUCAAGGACCAACUAGCCC
Pungitius pungitius (ninespine stickleback) is the source of this 1546-nucleotide messenger RNA. RefSeq names its product pancreatic and duodenal homeobox 1 (gene pdx1). The record is from RefSeq and is a predicted model, not a curated record. Gene Ontology annotation, cellular component: nucleus. Gene Ontology annotation, biological process: regulation of transcription by RNA polymerase II; type B pancreatic cell differentiation. The transcript has 2 exons. NCBI's taxonomy places the organism in Eukaryota, Metazoa, Chordata, Actinopteri, Perciformes, Gasterosteidae. The coding region runs from base 429 to 1232 and encodes 267 amino acids. Gene Ontology annotation, molecular function: DNA-binding transcription factor activity, RNA polymerase II-specific; RNA polymerase II cis-regulatory region sequence-specific DNA binding.